Odobenus rosmarus divergens (Pacific walrus) is the source of this 3645-nucleotide messenger RNA. It is a transcript of the gene CASR, whose product is annotated as calcium-sensing receptor. Gene Ontology annotation, cellular component: membrane. NCBI's taxonomy places the organism in Eukaryota, Metazoa, Chordata, Mammalia, Carnivora, Odobenidae. Gene Ontology annotation, molecular function: G protein-coupled receptor activity; calcium ion binding. The coding region runs from base 240 to 3464 and encodes 1074 amino acids. Gene Ontology annotation, biological process: detection of calcium ion; regulation of calcium ion transport; intracellular calcium ion homeostasis. The transcript is spliced from 6 exons. The record is from RefSeq and is a predicted model, not a curated record.
AAAGCAUCGCAGACACCCUUUCCAUGAUGUGGCUUCUAAAGACUCAAGGACCACCCACCUUACUAGUCUGCAAUGGCAAAGGCAGAAAUGGAUAUUCAAACCCCACAGCCUCCGUUCUGUUAUUAAUCACUCUGUAGACAUGUGCCCCCACUACAGAGAGUGAACUGCACCACGGGGGAAAGUUCCAGGGGCCCCCAAACCACCAGCACUCUUGUCUCUCCCCCUGGAGAAAAAGAACUAUGGCGUUUAAUAGAUGUUGUUUGAUCUUCUUGGCAAUUACCUGGUGCACUUCUGCCUAUGGGCCUGACCAACGAGCCCAGAAGAAAGGGGACAUUAUCCUCGGGGGACUCUUUCCUAUUCAUUUUGGAGUAGCAGCCAAAGAUCAAGAUCUAAAGUCAAGGCCGGAGUCUGUGGAAUGUAUCAGGUACAAUUUCCGCGGGUUUCGUUGGUUACAAGCAAUGAUAUUUGCCAUCGAGGAAAUCAACAGCAGCCCAGCCCUUCUUCCCAACAUGACACUGGGAUACAGAAUAUUUGACACUUGCAACACCGUUUCUAAAGCCUUGGAGGCCACCCUGAGUUUUGUGGCACAGAAUAAAAUUGAUUCUCUGAACCUUGACGAGUUCUGCAACUGCUCAGAGCAUAUCCCCUCUACCAUCGCUGUGGUGGGAGCAACUGGCUCAGGCAUUUCCACGGCAGUGGCAAACCUGUUGGGCCUCUUCUACAUCCCCCAGGUCAGCUAUGCCUCCUCCAGCAGACUCCUCAGCAACAAGAAUCAGUUCAAGUCCUUCCUCCGUACCAUCCCCAAUGAUGAACACCAGGCCACUGCCAUGGCAGACAUUAUUGAGUAUUUCCGCUGGAAUUGGGUGGGUACAAUUGCAGCUGAUGAUGACUACGGACGGCCAGGGAUUGAGAAGUUUCGCGAGGAAGCGGAGGAGAGGGACAUCUGCAUCGACUUCAGUGAACUCAUCUCCCAGUAUUCUGAUGAGGAAGAGAUCCAGCAAGUGGUGGAGGUGAUCCAGAAUUCCACAGCCAAAGUCAUUGUUGUUUUCUCCAGUGGCCCAGACCUUGAACCCCUCAUUAAGGAGAUCGUCCGGCGCAAUAUCACAGGGAGGAUCUGGCUGGCCAGUGAGGCUUGGGCCAGUUCUUCCUUGAUCGCCAUGCCCGAGUACUUCCAUGUGGUUGGGGGCACCAUUGGAUUUGCUCUGAAGGCUGGGCAGAUCCCAGGUUUCCGGGAAUUCCUGCAGAAAGUCCAUCCCAGGAAGUCUAUUCACAAUGGUUUUGCCAAGGAGUUUUGGGAAGAAACAUUUAACUGCCACCUCCAAGAAGCUGCUAAAGGGCCUUUGUCCAUGGACACUUUCCUGAGAGGUCAUGAAGAAGGUGGUGGCAGGAUAAGCAACAGCUCCACUGCCUUCCGACCUCUUUGUACAGGGGAUGAGAACAUCAGCAGCGUGGAGACCCCUUACAUGGAUUAUACACACUUACGAAUAUCCUACAAUGUCUACUUAGCGGUCUAUUCCAUUGCUCAUGCCCUGCAAGAUAUAUACACAUGCUUACCUGGAAGAGGGCUCUUCACCAACGGUUCCUGUGCAGAUAUCAAGAAGGUUGAGGCUUGGCAGGUCCUGAAGCACCUACGGCACCUAAACUUUACCAACAAUAUGGGGGAGCAGGUGACUUUCGAUGAAUGUGGUGACCUGAUGGGGAACUACUCCAUCAUCAACUGGCACCUCUCCCCAGAGGAUGGCUCCAUAGUGUUUAAGGAAGUCGGAUAUUACAACGUCUAUGCCAAGAAAGGAGAAAGGCUCUUCAUCAAUGAGGAGAAAAUCCUGUGGAGUGGGUUCUCCAGGGAGGUGCCAUUUUCCAACUGCAGCCGAGACUGCCUGGCAGGGACCAGGAAAGGAAUCAUUGAGGGGGAGCCCACCUGCUGCUUUGAGUGUGUGGAGUGUCCUGAUGGGGAGUACAGUGAUGAAACAGAUGCAAGUGCCUGUGACAAGUGCCCCGAUGACUUCUGGUCCAAUGAAAACCACACUUCCUGCAUUGCCAAAGAGAUUGAGUUUCUGUCCUGGACAGAGCCCUUUGGGAUUGCACUCACCCUCUUUGCCGUGCUGGGCAUUUUCUUGACAGCCUUCGUGCUGGGUGUCUUCAUCAAGUUCCGUAACACACCCAUCGUCAAGGCCACCAACCGAGAGCUCUCCUACCUCCUCCUCUUCUCCUUGCUCUGCUGCUUCUCCAGCUCCCUGUUCUUCAUUGGUGAGCCCCAGGACUGGACAUGCCGCCUGCGCCAGCCAGCCUUUGGUAUCAGCUUCGUGCUCUGCAUAUCAUGCAUCCUGGUGAAAACCAAUCGUGUCCUCCUGGUGUUUGAGGCCAAGAUCCCCACGAGCUUCCACCGCAAGUGGUGGGGGCUCAACCUGCAGUUCCUGCUGGUCUUCCUCUGCACCUUCAUGCAGAUUGUCAUCUGCGUGAUCUGGCUCUACACCGCCCCACCCUCAAGCUACCGCAACCAUGAGCUGGAGGAUGAGAUCAUCUUUAUCACAUGCCAUGAGGGCUCCCUUAUGGCCCUGGGCUUCUUGAUUGGCUACACCUGCCUGCUGGCUGCCAUCUGCUUCUUCUUUGCCUUCAAGUCCCGGAAGCUGCCAGAGAACUUCAAUGAAGCCAAGUUCAUCACCUUCAGCAUGCUCAUCUUCUUCAUCGUCUGGAUCUCCUUCAUUCCAGCCUACGCCAGCACCUACGGCAAGUUUGUCUCUGCCGUGGAAGUGAUCGCCAUCCUGGCAGCCAGCUUUGGCUUGCUGGCCUGCAUCUUCUUCAACAAGGUCUACAUCAUCCUCGUCAAGCCAUCCCGUAACACCAUCGAGGAGGUGCGCUGCAGCACUGCUGCUCAUGCUUUCAAGGUGGCAGCCCGGGCCACGCUGCGCCGCAGCAACGUCUCCCGCAAGCGGUCCAGCAGCCUCGGGGGUUCCACGGGCUCCACGCCCUCCUCCUCCAUCAGCAGCAAGAGCAACAGCGAAGACCCCUUCCCACAGCCCGAGAGGCAGAAGCUGCAGCAGCCGCCACUGGCCCUGCCCCAGCAAGAGUCGCUGCCACGGCAACCCCUGACCCUACGGCCACAGCCCAGAUGCAAGCAGAAGGUCAUCUUCGGCAGUGGCACUGUCACCUUCUCACUGAGCUUUGACGAGCCUCGGAAGAGUGCCAUGGCUCCCAGGAAUUCCACGCACCAGCACUCCCUGGAGGCCCAGAGAAGCAACGAGACCCUGACCAGACACCAGGCACUGCUCCCGCUGCAGUGCGGGGAGACAGACUCAGAACUGACUGCGCAGGACACGGGCCUGCAAGGGCCUGUGGGGGGGGACCGCCGACCCGAGACGGAAGACCCCGAAGACAUGGCCCCGGCACUCGUCGUGUCCAGUUCCCAAAGCUUUGUCAUCAGCAGUGCAGGCAGCACUGUCACAGAAAACAUACUGCGUUCAUAAAAUGGAAGAAGGUGGCCAGUCAGGGAGGAUCCACACAGGUUUCCUGGGAACGUGUCCUCUGACAGGGAUGAGGAAUCGCCCCCGACUCCUUUCUUCUGUGGAAGGAGGCAUAAGACACACCAAACACCUCAAACUCAGUUGCACUGUUGGAAAUAACAGUGAAUUGACUAAUGUUUCCUUU